Oppiella nova is the source of this 1284-nucleotide messenger RNA. The record is from the annotation of a GenBank genome assembly. Lineage: Eukaryota; Metazoa; Arthropoda; Arachnida; Sarcoptiformes; Oppiidae.
AUGAAAGAGAUUAAUCCGAAACCAAUAGCACUGACCCCUAAAGCGGACUUUUCGCGGAUCAAUCGAGAAGUGCCUCAAAAGGUGACUGAAGUCAUACACAAAACCUUUAUAGCCAUCGAUGAGAAGGGCACAGAAGCCGCGGCCGUCACUGCCAUCAAAAUUGUUCCCCUCUCAGCACAAAUACAUCCUGAUCCUAUUAUAUUUAGAGCUGAUCACCCAUUUCUAUACUUCAUAAGAGAUAAAACUAAUGGUAUUCUCAUGAACGGAGCAAAUAAUGAAACCCUUAAAGAUUUGAAACGUUUCCUUCGUAAAGAUUUACCACUUUUGGACACAUUUGCAAAUACUGUGCGACAGUACUAUAGGGCAGACAUACAAACGGCUGAUUUCGUGAACAAUAAUAAGGAAGAGAUAGAAAAAGUGAAUGAAUGGGUUCGCAAUCAAACCAAUCAUAAAAUCGAGAAAAUAUUUGAAACUAUAGAAAACGACACUUCACUCAUUAUUAUAAACGCCAUAUAUUUUAAAGGCAAUUGGUUGGAUUCAUUUUAUAAGAGUUUAACGCAAAAACUAGAUUUUUAUAACAACGGACAAAAUGGUGUAAAAGUGGACACAAUGACGAGUAGAGAUUAUUUGAAUUACUUGGACUCAAAUGAAUUGAAUGCACAGAUUCUGGAAUUGCAAUACACGGGAAGGGAAAUCAGUUUUAUCGUUGUUUUACCCAAACGUAGAGAUGGUUUGAAUGAAUUGAAAUCCAAAAUUAAUUCACAAAACUUUGAUAAAUUUUGGCUCUUUUCCUAUGAUUUAAUGAAAGAGAUUAAUCCGAAACCAAUAGCACUGACCCCUAAAGCGGACUUUUCGCAGAUCAAUGGAAAUAGGUAUCAAAAGGUGGCUGAAGUCAUACACAAAACCUUUAUAGCCAUCGAUGAGAAGGGCACAGAAGCCGCUGCGGUUACUGCAAUCAAAGUGGUUGUCAAAUCAGCACAAAUAUACCCUGAUCCUAUUAUUUUUAGAGCUGAUCAUCCAUUCAUAUACUUCAUAAGAGAUCAAACUAAUGUUAUCAAUAGCAAUGAUUUACCACUUUUGGACACCUUUGCAAAUACUGUGCGACAAUAUUAUAGGGCAGACAUACAAACGGCUGAUUUCGUGAACAAUAAUAGAGAAGAGACAGAGAAAGUGAAUGAAUGGGUUCGCAAUCAAACUAAUCAUAAAAUUGAGAAAAUAUUUGAUACUAUAAAAAACGACACUUCACUCAUUAUUAUUAACGCCAUAUAUUUUAAAGGCCUUUAG